Molecule: messenger RNA, 1158 nt
Organism: Stylonychia lemnae
Lineage: Eukaryota; Ciliophora; Spirotrichea; Sporadotrichida; Oxytrichidae
Source: the annotation of a GenBank genome assembly
AUGAUAAACGACCAAAAUAAACUGAAAAAAAGUGUAAGAGAGAACCUACUCUCUAAUGAUGAUCUUAGUUAUUAUUCUUAAAGUGAUUAUUCAGAAGAGAAUACUCAACCAGUGAUUCGUAACGAGGCAGGAUCUAACACAAAAAAAGAAUCAAGUGAAUUUAAUAGUGAAAGUCAGGAAAAUUAAGGACCGAAUUCUGGUGAAAUCGAAUGUAGGGUAAUCUUAUUAUCAUUAGAAAAGAAUUAAAUUGAUCAAUUCAUCUGCCCAAUACAAGGUUGUCUUAAGAAAAUAUCUGGAGAAGUAGAAGUUAAAAUAGUAUUUUAAAGUGAUGAUUUCGAAAUUAGGUGUUUAUAUGAAGAUUUAGAAUAUAAGAACUCGCUCAAAAAGUAACCCCUACUAAGAUUCUGUCCAAAAUAGAACUGUGGCGGUUUUGGAAUGGCUUAGAAUUUCAAUGAAAAAUUCGUGAAGUGCCAAGAUUGCGAUAAUUAAAUAUGCUUCGAAUGCAGGGAAGAUUGGCAUGGUGAUUUCACAUCUUGUGAAUCAGCAAUGAAUAAAAAACUUAAUGGCAUACCUUCAGAUAAUUUAAAUGUUUCCUACUGUCCUAAAUGUAAAACCAAAGUAGAAAACUUAAAGAAAAAGGAUUAAGAUAACUUAAAAGAUUUAUUUCAUAUAACUUGCUACUUCUGUAAGUUUGAAUGGUGCUGGAACUGUCGUGGUACAUAUGCUUAUGAUCAUUAUUUACCUAUUAAUCCUUUCGGAUGCGGACUUAGAUUGUUUGCUAAGAAACAUAAAUGGUAUAUCUAAACUUUGAUAAACUUUGGAUGGUUAUUAGUUAUUUUGCUCCUACUGCCCUUAUGGUUAAUAAUUCAGAUACCAAUAGCUUUAACCGCUUAUUGCUUUGAAGGACCUUUUGAGCUUUUAGGAAAAUAUUUUUGCAAAAAUCCCCUCGCUUGCGUAUUAGGAUUGAUAGUUGUAGUUAUACUUUUCACGAUAGGAAUGGCUAUUAAUCUAAUCGCAAUACCAUUAUUCCUUACAGUAGGAAUACCAUUAUUAAUUGGAUUCAUGAUUCAUUAAAGAGCUAAAGUACAUAAAAAAUCCAAUAAACUUCUAGAGGGGUUACUUUCAGGCAAUAUGUAUUUGGGAGUAUAUAAAUAAUGA